UGUCUGCUGCUUUCCAGCACGGGAAGUUGCGCUUCCACAGAAGCUGGGCAUUUGAAGGUACCAACAAGAUGUCCUCGAGGUGUACUGUUCCUAUUAACAAUCUGCAACCUUGGACGUACUACAUGGCGAGCCUCGAAGGUUGCUCCGGUGAAAUCUGCAGUUCCGCAGUGAACACAACAUUGAUAACGCCACCAACAGAACUACCAAGACCCUCGGUGACCAGAGUUGAAGCCGCGAGCAACAGCUCGUUCGAAAUUGCCUGGGAAUUCUCGCAAAAUGACACCCGCCUGUACGACGGCUUCCGUGGGAAGUACUGUCCGAGUAACAUUGCAUCGUGCGUAGAGUUUGACACCAAUGACAAAAAUCUGACCGUGCACGGGCUCGAUCCUGGCACCACCGUCCAUGUUUACGUGCGAGCGCAGUUCAGAAGUUCGGACGGAAGAUUACUGGUUGGUUAUGUUGCAGCGGCGGCUGUUACUACCUGGAAAGACACCCCCGACCUAGAUGUCACACUCGAAACCAACGUUCAAGAUGAAGUUGCAACCUCUUUGCUACGCUGGGUGUGCGUCAACAGCAGCGUCGGUUACAUCCAGUACAGGGAAUUGGAGGGAGAAGAAUGGACCACAUGCAGUGAUUCGGCUGACUGCGAUAUCACUAUUAACAAUGGGCGGACCGCUGCGUUGUCAAGUGGAUACCUACGGCUGACCCACCAAAUACCGCGAGACUACUUCACGAUUUGGAUCCGCGGCUGUAAUGACCAUGGAUGCGGACGAGAGAGACAUUUGUCACAGAGGUCGCAGAGUGCAGGUCCACCUUCGCUCUCCACUGUCAUUAUCGUACUGAGCAAAUCUGACGCACUGCUCAAAUGGAAUGAGGCAUAUCCGAGUGGUUAUGAUGGCAUCGAAGUUACCUGGCGGUGUAAUGGCAAUAAAAAGACCUUUAAUCGCAUCAUAAUAAGUCACUUUAGCCAUUACGAGACCUACAAGGAGGCAUCGUUAAAAGGUAUUCCUGCCAACGCGGAACAUUGCAAGUUUCUUGUCUCAACGUACAGCCACCGAAGCGGAGGAAGGCAUUACGGUCCACCGAUGGAUGCCAUUCUUCAAUAACCAAGAGGCGGCGACGACAGCGCACUCUUGCGCACUGGCAGUCUGGGUCAUCCCUUGAGCCACUAUUGGAAAUAAAUACGACUUUGUCAUCAA
This is a messenger RNA of Dermacentor andersoni, 1199 nucleotides long. RefSeq lists its product as uncharacterized. NCBI's taxonomy places the organism in Eukaryota, Metazoa, Arthropoda, Arachnida, Ixodida, Ixodidae. The record is from RefSeq and is a predicted model, not a curated record. Gene Ontology annotation, molecular function: protein binding.